Molecule: messenger RNA, 8613 nt
Organism: Malaclemys terrapin pileata
Lineage: Eukaryota; Metazoa; Chordata; Testudines; Emydidae
Gene: DIP2C
Product: disco interacting protein 2 homolog C
Exons: 40
Coding region: 426-5336 (1636 amino acids)
Source: RefSeq, a predicted model, not a curated record
GCUGGCCGCGGCAGCCGCGCCGCAGUUCCACCCGCAGCAGCCGUCUCGAGCGCUCGCCGGAGCCGGAUCGCGCGGAGCCCGGGCGCGCUGUGCAGGAGUCACCCCAGGGGUUGCACCGGGCGGGGGUCGGGCUAGACCGAGCCGCGGGGCCCAGGAGCUGCAAGCUGCAGGCGGUGGCGGCCAUGGCGGGGCUCCCCUGAAGGAAGCGGCGAGGGAGGAGGAGGAGGAGGAGAGGAGAGGAGAAAUCUCUGCAUUCCCUCCACCCCAUCCCUGCGCGCGGACUCCCCGUCCGCCUCCCUCCUGUAUGCACCGCUGAGACCGCGCGAGGACUCUGGCAUCCACCGCAAGCCCCCCACGUUCCCCCCUUUUCUGUUGCAAACAAAGAGAAGAGAGAGGAGGGGAGAGAAAAUCUCCUUGGCUCGAGUAUGGCGGACCGCAGCCUUGAGAGCAUGUCCCUGCCUCUGGAGGUGAGAGCCAGGCUGGCUGAGCUGGAGCUGGAAUUAUCGGAAGGUGACAUCACACAGAAGGGAUAUGAAAAGAAGAGAUCAAAAUUAAUUGGGGCAUACCUGCCACAACCUCCGGCAGCGAAUGGAGCUGCCGCGGUACGGUGUAGACUGCAGCACAGUGAAGGAGCCGCAAGAAGAAUGCUCCGCACUGCCAACUUUGGGGUCUGUGACAUCCGGGAAGCAGCAGCUAGAGAGCGAGCGGCCAGCACAGCAGGAAACCGGCCCCUCUUUUACUUUCGUUUUGGGGUGGAUCAGGCAUUGCCACAAGAACGUCGAACUCCUGUUACCCCUUCCUCUUCCUCUCGAUAUCACCGUCGCAGGUCCUCAGGGUCACGGGAUGAGCGCUAUAGGUCAGAUGUCCAUACAGAAGCAGUUCAGGCAGCUCUUGCUAAACAUAAAGAAAGGAAGAUGGCAGUCCCCAUGCCAUCAAAACGACGUUCAUUGGUGGUGCAAACGUCAAUGGAUGCCUACACGCCUCCAGAUACCUCCUCUGGUUCAGAAGAUGAAGGCUCUGUACAGGGCGACUCCCAGGGAACUCCCACCUCAAGCCAGGGAAGUAUAAACAUGGAACACUGGAUCAGUCAAGCGAUCCAUGGUUCUACCACAUCUACCACUUCUUCCUCCUCGACACAAAGUGGAGGCAGUGGCGCUGCGCACAGGCUAGCUGAUGUUAUGGCUCAAACACAUAUAGAAAAUCAUUCUGCCCCUCCAGAUGUUACUACUUACACCUCAGAACACUCAAUACAAGUAGAAAGACCACAAGGAUCAACAGCAAGGGUGGCACCAAAAUAUGGCAAUGCUGAACUUAUGGAAACUGGUGAUGGAGUACCAGUGAGCAGCAGAGUGUCAGCAAAGAUUCAACAGCUGGUCAAUACCCUAAAACGACCCAAACGACCACCAUUACGAGAGUUCUUUGUAGAUGACUUUGAGGAAUUGUUAGAAGUUCAACAGCCAGAUCCAAACCAGCCAAAGCCAGAGGGAGCUCAGAUGUUGGCUAUGCGUGGGGAACAACUGGGUGUGGUUACAAAUUGGCCACCUUCUCUGGAAGCAGCAUUGCAGCGAUGGGGGACCAUUUCACCAAAAGCUCCUUGCCUAACCACUAUGGACACUAAUGGAAAACCAUUGUACAUUCUCACUUAUGGCAAACUUUGGACCAGAAGUAUGAAGGUUGCUUACAAUAUACUGCAUAAAUUAGGCACAAAACAAGAACCAAUGGUGCGACCUGGAGACAGGGUAGCACUCGUAUUUCCUAACAAUGAUCCUGCUGCUUUUAUGGUAGCAUUUUAUGGCUGCCUACUGGCGGAAGUUGUCCCUGUCCCUAUUGAAGUGCCACUUACCAGAAAGGAUGCAGGAAGCCAACAAAUCGGUUUCUUACUUGGAAGCUGUGGUGUUACUGUGGCCUUGACUAGUGAUGCAUGCCAUAAAGGACUGCCUAAAAGCCCUACAGGGGAGAUACCACAGUUUAAAGGGUGGCCAAAGCUGCUAUGGUUUGUCACCGAAUCUAAACAUCUUUCUAAACCUCCUCGUGACUGGUUCCCACAUAUCAAGGAUGCAAACAAUGACACAGCUUACAUAGAGUACAAAACGUGUAAAGAUGGAAGUGUGCUUGGGGUGACUGUGACAAGAAUUGCACUGCUGACCCACUGUCAAGCUCUUACACAAGCAUGUGGAUAUACAGAAGCUGAAACAAUUGUGAAUGUACUAGAUUUCAAGAAGGAUGUUGGCUUAUGGCAUGGGAUUCUUACAAGCGUCAUGAACAUGAUGCACGUUAUAAGUAUCCCAUAUUCCUUAAUGAAAGUGAAUCCACUCUCAUGGAUACAGAAAGUCUGCCAGUACAAAGCAAAAGUCGCUUGUGUAAAAUCCAGGGACAUGCACUGGGCAUUAGUGGCACAUCGAGAUCAAAGAGAUAUCAACCUUUCCUCAUUGCGAAUGCUAAUAGUGGCCGAUGGCGCAAAUCCUUGGUCUAUUUCUUCCUGUGAUGCAUUUCUCAAUGUCUUCCAAAGUAAAGGCCUAAGACAGGAGGUCAUUUGUCCUUGUGCCAGUUCACCAGAAGCUCUCACUGUGGCUAUUCGAAGGCCAACAGAUGACAGCAAUCAGCCUCCAGGCAGGGGAGUUUUGUCCAUGCAUGGUCUCACCUACGGAGUAAUUAGAGUGGAUUCUGAAGAAAAGCUUUCUGUCCUGACUGUGCAAGAUGUGGGCUUGGUGAUGCCAGGAGCUAUAAUGUGUGCAGUGAGACCAGAUGGAAUUCCUCAGCUCUGUAGAACAGACGAAAUAGGCGAACUUUGUGUAUGUGCUAUUGCAACAGGUACAUCAUAUUAUGGACUCUCAGGCAUGACCAAGAACACUUUUGAGGUGUUUCCUAUGACCAGUUCAGGCGCUCCUAUAAGUGAAUACCCUUUUAUAAGGACAGGAUUACUAGGAUUUAUUGGACCAGGAGGGCUUGUCUUCGUUGUGGGCAAAAUGGAUGGUCUAAUGGUGGUCAGUGGAAGAAGACAUAAUGCUGAUGACAUUGUAGCAACAGCCCUGGCUGUAGAACCAAUGAAGUUUGUCUACAGAGGAAGAAUAGCAGUGUUUUCAGUGAGUGUCCUUCAUGAUGAAAGGAUAGUUAUUGUUGCUGAGCAAAGGCCGGAUUCCACAGAGGAAGACAGCUUUCAGUGGAUGAGCAGAGUUCUCCAGGCUAUUGACAGUAUCCAUCAAGUGGGUGUUUACUGCUUAGCACUGGUACCAGCAAACACGCUCCCUAAGACCCCUUUAGGCGGCAUACACUUAUCAGAAACCAAACAACUUUUUUUGGAAGGCUCGUUGCAUCCCUGUAACGUAUUGAUGUGCCCACAUACCUGUGUAACAAACCUGCCUAAACCACGACAAAAACAGCCAGAAAUUGGCCCUGCCUCUGUGAUGGUGGGGAACCUGGUCUCUGGAAAAAGAAUUGCUCAGGCUAGUGGCAGAGAUCUGGGACAGAUAGAAGACAACGAUCAAGCCAGAAAGUUCCUAUUCCUCUCAGAAGUUUUACAGUGGAGAGCUCAAACCACUCCUGACCAUGUGCUUUACACGCUACUUAACUGUAGGGGAACAAUAGCCAAUUCCCUAACCUGUGCCCAGCUACAUAAACGAGCAGAGAAGAUAGCAGUCAUGCUGAUGGAAAGGGGACACUUACAAGAUGGAGACCAUGUGGCUUUGGUCUACCCACCAGGAAUAGACCUGAUUGCAGCAUUUUAUGGUUGCCUGUAUGCGGGCUGUGUGCCAAUAACCGUUCGACCUCCACAUCCACAGAACAUCGCAACAACAUUACCUACAGUGAAAAUGAUUGUGGAGGUGAGUCGCUCUGCCUGUUUAAUGACUACACAAUUAAUAUGUAAAUUGUUACGGUCACGAGAGGCGGCAGCAGCAGUGGAUGUCAGAACGUGGCCUCCUGUACUAGAUACAGAUGACUUGCCAAAGAAGCGGCCUGCUCAAAUCUACAAACCUUCUAACCCUGACACACUGGCUUAUCUUGAUUUUAGUGUGUCCACAACUGGAAUGCUAGCUGGGGUAAAGAUGUCCCAUGCAGCCACUAGUGCCUUUUGUCGUUCUAUUAAGCUGCAGUGUGAGCUUUACCCCUCUAGAGAAGUAGCUAUCUGUUUGGACCCUUACUGUGGACUUGGGUUUGUCCUCUGGUGCCUCUGCAGCGUUUAUUCAGGACACCAGUCUAUUCUGAUUCCUCCCUCAGAAUUGGAGACCAAUCCUGCUCUAUGGCUUCUAGCUGUGAGUCAGUACAAAGUGAGAGACACUUUUUGUUCCUAUUCAGUCAUGGAGCUUUGUACCAAGGGACUCGGUUCACAAACAGAAUCACUGAAGGGAAGGGGACUGGACCUCUCACGUGUACGGACAUGUGUCGUCGUGGCAGAAGAACGGCCCCGAAUAGCUCUCACUCAGUCAUUUUCAAAAUUAUUUAAAGACCUGGGUCUCCAUCCACGGGCUGUUAGCACAUCGUUUGGCUGUAGAGUUAACCUGGCUAUAUGUUUGCAGCCUCACAGGCUGGGGAAGCUGGCCGAGCAGAACAUCAUCACAGUUUUCAGUGCUGAACAAAUUGUGGAACUACCAGGAACAUCCGGACCAGAUCCGACCACUGUGUAUGUUGAUAUGAGGGCACUGAGACAUGACAGAGUUCGUUUAGUAGAGAGAGGAUCGCCUCAUAGUUUGCCCCUAAUGGAAUCAGGAAAAAUCCUCCCUGGAGUUCGCAUCAUUAUUGCUAAUCCUGAAACAAAGGGACCCUUAGGGGAUUCUCAUCUUGGUGAGAUAUGGGUUCACAGUGCUCAUAAUGCCAGUGGGUAUUUUACCAUAUAUGGAGAUGAAUCCCUGCAAUCAGAUCACUUUAAUUCAAGACUCAGCUUUGGAGACACACAGACUAUUUGGGCUCGGACUGGCUAUUUGGGGUUCUUGAGGAGAACAGAACUUACUGAUGCAAAUGGAGAGCGACAUGAUGCACUUUAUGUUGUGGGUGCACUAGAUGAAGCCAUGGAGUUACGAGGGAUGAGAUAUCAUCCAAUUGAUAUUGAGACAUCAGUAAUUAGAGCACACAAGAGCAUCACAGAAUGUGCGGUGUUUACCUGGACAAAUCUGUUGGUCGUUGUAGUUGAGCUGGAUGGAUCAGAGCAAGAAGCCUUGGACCUGGUUCCUUUAGUCACCAAUGUAGUCCUGGAAGAACACUAUCUGAUUGUAGGAGUGGUGGUGGUGGUGGACAUUGGUGUAAUUCCUAUCAACUCCCGUGGAGAGAAACAACGUAUGCACCUACGAGAUGGAUUUUUGGCAGACCAGCUAGAUCCCAUCUAUGUGGCCUACAACAUGUAGUCUUGUAUCUUAAGGCUUCCAUGGACUUUACUAUAGAUGUAUAAAAAUUUUUGGUGUCCACUAAAAAUGUGCAGAUAAGAGGGUGAUACUCAUCAGAAUGAAACUGUAUCUAUUAUGACUUUUCAAAGCAGUCACGGUUUGCAGGAAAUAAAAUGUGAAAUGUGUUUUCUUUUACCACUAAAUUUUAACACAGAAGGACUAAGGAGUACUGCCCUUCAGUUUGUCGGAAAAGCCCAUUUUAGGUUUUUUUUACUUAUUGGAUGAAACUGCUUUCUGAGUAAACGUGGCUUUGUAUUUUAUGUUGAGUAAAGCUGAAGUAGCUAAUUUUUUUAUUCUGCCCUCCAAGUGGAUUCUUUUUAACAAUUUCUAUACGAUGACAAAGAAUUAUGUUCAGUUGUUUUUGAUGCGUCAUAAAAAAUUUUAACAAAUACAGAUCCAUUACUAAUUUAAGCCAUUUUAGAUCCCACCAUUUUAGGAAACUAUGUAGAGGUACGAGGAAAAUGCCCAAAAUAGCACCUUCCAAUUAGAGUUCUAGCAGCUUUCUCUGUCAGAGAUGUCGAAAGCACAAAGGCCAAAGAGCCUUUGAUACUAGUGUUAGAGUGGAAGAAAUUUAUAAAUAAGGUGUAUUUCGGCAAUGAACUUGCAAAUAUCUUUGUACUAAACUAAAAAGAUAAAAUAAGUUAACUACUUCUUCUGUAAUUAUGUACAAAAUGUUUAAUUUAUUUUGAUCUCUUUAGAAGUAUAAAAGAAAAAACAUUCAAGAAUAUUAAUCUCUUGUAAUGUUUGCUAAUAUAAAAACAAAGUGUUGUAUUAUCUUGAGUGGAUAGUAUCACAUCAAAUAUAUAUAUAUGAAAUAUAAAUUCACUAAUGACAAAAAAGAUUUUAAAGUUUAAAAUGCAGUACUUGUCACUUGCAUGGUAUCUCCCACUGUAGAUAACCAAAUGUUACUCACAAUUUUUUUGAGAAAAAGCAAUCCUGGAUUGCUAAGUAUCCCUGUCUAAAAAAUAUCCUCUAGAUACCAGCAAGUGGAAUUGUUGCUGCCUUUAAGGCGGUGAAUGAAUUUAAAACUAAAAAUGCACUAUAAGAUUUUUUGUUUCUUUGCCAUGGAGUCAACAAUAAAUAUUUGUGCUGGCAUGUGCAUACACUUGUUAGACUUUAGAAAAGGCAGGUUGAAGAAUAGCACUGUUUUGUAGCUGCAUAACUUUGUUGCACAAUUUUUUUCAUCAUUUUAGUUGGUGUUUUUGUUGUGAUAAGGAAAGGUUUUUGGUGGUUAUUUGCAUAGAGUUAUCAAUUUGCCUCUCAGCUGGUCCACGUAGCUUGGUGGCUAAUACAUCCAGUUUACACUUAUAGAAAACUAUUGUUUUAAUGGUCUUUAAUUUAUUCUUCAACAGAGAAUAACAUAUAGUCAUUACGAUUGAUUUAGCACAAAUUGUGCAACUGCUAACGAGUCCCUAGACCAAGUGAACUAACAGAGGAACUGAACUGCCUGUUUUAAGGAACUGAGUCCCAAGGUCUCAGAACUGAGGCCAUCAAUAGGGAACAGUAGGAAAACAUUUAUCACAGCUGCCUUUAUUUUACCGCCUUUGGGUAAACUAGAUCUUCAAUUUCCCGUUCCAGUGUCUUUAUUUCCUUUAACUUUCAUAGUCCCUUCAUUCCUUUGUAACCGAGUUGACCUGUGUGUGAUCAAGAGUGGGGUUUACCAGCAGCAGUCCAAGAAUGCUUUUCUUAAUGUCCAAAAUAUGUUCAAGUGCUGACUCUCAUUACCAGAUAUGCAUGACUAAAGUUGUUGCAGGGCAAACGUAAUCAUUUUUAUAACACGUAUAAGGGACGUAUUUUGUCUGCCUUUGGAAAAUAUCUAUGGCAAUGGACCCCUGCUAAUGAUAGUUUUGUUUGGCUUCUAAGACACAGUGUUGGUUGUUUAAAAUCUCUUUAAAAGAUAGGGACAUUUUAGUCUGCAUGUACAGUACAGAGCAUCUUACUAUGUAAGACUUGUUUUAUUUCAACCACUCUCAGAUUUCACUGUCCUGUGAAUAUUUCUACUCAUGCUCUGAAGAGCAAUCCUUAUAUUCUCUCACUCUUUUUCUGCUCCCAGAAAGAAUAAAAUCCAUUCUUAAUGGCAAGUUAUUGUAAGGCUUUGAAAAGAUGUUGAUUGAUUACAACCAUAAUUGCAGCGUGUGAACUAACUCGUGAAGUCCUGCUAUUGCUGAUCUCAGUACUGCAAAACAAAUUUAGCUGUCAUUUACAACAUCACUUUAACCUUCACCAAGUCAACAUCACAUUCAUAGGAAAAACAACUGCAAAUGCAGUUGUGAAACACAGUUAAUAACAGAUCUCUUCUGCGCCCUGUCAUCCGUGGUUGUUAAAUUCUGAGUUAAAAGAAGUGAUAAACUGAAUUUCUAGUUUGGUUAUGCAAGCAAAAGGAAGGAAACACUUAAGUACCAUCAGACUGAGCAAUAAAGAAGGAUCGUUCUGUAUUAGAAAUUGUACUGUAGAUAAACCAUUCAUGAGAAUGUAUAAAAUGUUUGUCUUGUGACCUUGUGCUUUUGAAGUCAGACAAAACCAUGUAAUCAAUUUGAUGCACAUGCACAAAAAAGAGGGUACACAAUGAACAUUUAAACACAAAACUAAUCAAACAGGAGCAGAUUCCUCAUGGUGCUUGUUUAUUAUAUAUAUUUAAUCCUGCUUGACACUUUACCCAAGGGAAGACUGUCCCUUUUAUCAGUUGAAUGUUAGCAGCGUUAUUUCAUAGAGUGUGGUGACUGGUUAGAGAAAUUCAUGUAACUCAGCCAAUCACAGUUUAACAAAAGUUUUUAUGUGCAAAGGACAGCAACCUUCUUGUAUGUUAAACCACCAGUACGCUUUGUACAUCUGUGAUAACGCCUGUUUUAUAUUCAAAUGAACAAAUAAAAGCUUUUAUUUUUGUUGCUCUGAAAAUAGCAGUUUCUUAAUUAGUCAUCUAAAAAUGAGGUUUCCGAAUCCACAUGGGUUCUAUGGAAGAAUACUGAUAGCUAUAUUGUAAUUUUAUUUUGUUUACCUCUCUUGUUGCAUAAUUUAUUAGUAAGAUCAUUAUACUUUUAACAAUGUUUAAAUACUGGUGUGAGCAUUUAUUGCUAAAAGACUUUCAUAUGGCAACAAAUGUUUUAUGUGAAAUGUUUUUUUUAAUUCUUUUUAAUAUAUUUAAAUAUACUGUUCACAUUUUUGCUGAAAGUGUAAAGAUUAUUGUAAGCUUGGUAACAUUUUGUGAGAAGCAAUAACAAGCAUUAGUACUGUAAAACUC